GCUGCAUAUGGCUGCAUUGCAAGAGUGUGGUCUGGGUGUGCUCUAUAUUUUCAGUCUUUGUCAAAUAUUUUCUCUCCAUCCCGUAUAAGCUAAUAAGUACUAAUCAGUAAUCACUUGUGAUACUACUUAUACUUCUGUAUAGAUAUAUCGUAAACGUAAAAAAGAGACGCGUUUUACGCGUAUAGUAAGUGUGCGGUAACUUACACUUAUACAUAUAGUGUCGAGAAAUCUUCCAACCCAACCCUAUACGACCACCGUCGAGGACGGGGGGACACGCCAGACACACGCGAGUAUAAUACCUGGGGGUAUUACUUAUCGAUCCAACGCCAAUGGGCUAUAUCUAGUUUUUCCCCCAUUCUCUCUACAUAUAUAUACCUGGACAGAUAGGUAAUUAGGUACGCUGCCUUGGCUGGGGACUCGUCUUCUCCCAGGCGUAGACAACCAGUUCUUCCUCUCGUAGUUGGAACGCUGUGCCGGCGUAACAUCGAGAGGACGUGGCGUGCGACGCUCGAGACUCGAGAGAGAGAGAGCCGAGGAAAGUGCAGGUGAAGGAGGAAGCAUCCGAGAGGGUUUCUUAGUAACAGCCUGCAGCGUGAAAACACGACCCCAAGAUGAUGUACACGGGGACUACUGCUACACAGGACACGAGAUUCAGCGACAAGGAGAAAAAGCUCCUGAAGCAGAUGAAGUUCGGUGACUCCUUGACCCAAAAGGUGGAUAUGCAAAAAGUUAAGCUUGAUGUCAUCAAACCCUGGAUUACAACAAAGAUCACUCAAAUCCUCGGCAUGGAAGAUGACGUGGUGGUUGAAUUUGUUAUUAAUCAGCUGGAAGAAAAGUACCCAGACCCUCGCAAAAUGCAAAUCAAUUUGACAGGUUUCCUAAAUGGAAAGAAUGCACGUUCUUUCAUGGGGGAACUGUGGGACUUGCUUGUGUCUGCCCAAGAUAACGACACUGGAAUCCCAGAAGCCUUCUUACAACAAAAAAAGGAUCAAAUUAAGAAACGACUAGAAGAGCAAGAAAAGUUACAAGCAUCCUUAGUUGACAAAGAUAAGGAUAAAGAUAGAGAAAAGGAGAAAGAUGGUAAGGAGAACCACGACAAUGACAUCAAAGUAAAAAAAGAAGAAAAAGAGCGUGACUCCUCGAAAGAUCGUCGAAGAGAACGCAGCAAAGACAUUGAAAUAAAAAGGAGUAAAUCUAAAGAGCGGCACAAAGAUCGCGAUCGUGGCCGCAAACGCAGAUCCUCGUCUGCAUCGCCUAGCAAGAACUCGACCAAGGAUAGCAAAGAUAUGGCCGAUGUACUGAAAAUCGAUGGUGAUGAUGCUCCUAUUCAAGUGGAAAAUAACAUUCCACUGUUGCCAUUGAAAACUAAACCAGAAGCUGCUGUUGCAAUCUCGCGCCUGCAAGCUAAAUUGAUGAGCAUUGCUGAUGGAAAGAAGAAAAACAACACUGAAGAAGCGAGUCAAGACGGUAAGCGCAAAUCACGCUCAAAAUCGCCGUCGGUGCGCUCAAAGAAAUCGCGCUCCAAGUCUCCUACUUACAAGCAUCGCUCGCGCUCUCCUGUCUCCAAAUCGCGACGCUCGCGUUCCAAGUCCAAGUCACGACGCUCCCGUUCCAAGUCCAGGUCUCGGCGAUCGCGUUCCAAGUCCAAAUCGCGCAGAUCACGCUCCCGCUCCCGUUCCCGAAGAUCGAGGUCUAUCUCCAAAUCUAGACGAUCCAGAUCCAAGUCCAAGUCAAGAAGGUCGAGGUCCAAGUCAAAAUCGCGGCGCUCCAAAUCUCUCUCCAUAGAUCGUUUGAGGUCCCGUCGCUCCAAGUCUAGAUCGAAAUCAAAGGGCAAACGCUCCUCGCGUUCGGUCUCCCGUUCGCGCAAGAAGUCGCGAUCUAAGAGUGUGGACAGAAGCAAGUCUAGGAAAUCGCGCUCGGUGUCUAGCGACUCGCGCUCUUCAAAGUCACGCUCCAAGUCUUUGUCCAAAAGUCGUUCAAAGAGCAAGUCGCGCUCUAAGAGUAAGUCGGUCGAGAAAAGCAAGCCCUCGGCGGUGGCGAAAAAGGCACGUAGUAGAAGCAGCAGCAGCAGCAUCUCAGACUCUGAUGAUGAUAAGAAGGACAAGAGCGAUUUUGAAAUCAGAAAGAAGAAAGACAGUGUACAGUCUAAACGCUCGUACAGAAAAACCAACAAAGAUGACAGUGGAAGCGACAGCGACUCUAGCCGUGAGAGGAAGUCUACGACCAAGCGCCGUAGUAGUCCCUCGCCCAGGAAGGACCGUUCAAAGGAUAGGUCGCGUGACAGGUCGCGCGAUCGAUCGCGUGAUAGAUCUCGUGACAGAUCUCGCGACCGACACAGGAGGCGAUCAAUUGAUAGAGAUAGAAGGCGUGACAGGGACCGUGACCGUCGAGAUAGAUACAGUGGAAGCCGCAGCAUGAGACCACCCUCUUCGCGCAGAGCUCCCAGCAGACGAAGGAGUCCUCGUAGGUCGCCAGCCCGUUAUCGUCGACGUUCGCCGAGUCCAAGACGACGUCGCUCCCUGGACCGUAGACGACGCUCUUCGGAGCGCCGUUCACGGAGACGCUCGGUCGACCGUGAUCGUCGAGGUUCUCGGCGACGCAGCUCGGACAGGGAGAGAUCGCGCCAUCGCUCAUCUUCCCGCGACCGCUCCAGUCGUAGGCGUGACCGUGACCGGUCGCGCGAUCGGGAUCGUCGACGCCGCUCGCGUAGCAGGAGCUCCACCCGCAAGGGCUCCACGUCACGCGAUACCAAACGCCGUGCUGACUCCGAGGAAAAGCCCAAAGCGCCUACGAUCACCACCACACCCGCCUUCACUGCUAACAGCGCAACAACAGCUCCACCCACUGUCAGUGCGACCAAGAAGACAACGAGCCUGAUGGAUGUGGUGCCACCUGAUUCGUCGCUUCUGCAGAUGCCGCCGCAGCAGGCAGCUCAGGUCGUCGUGGCUGCAGCGCAAGUUGUCGGUGCUGAGCUGAAAAAAGAGCUGAGGAAUGGUAGGUCAAGGUCCAGCAGCGAGCACAGCAGUGACUCCUCAUCCAGUGAUGAUGAUGAUGACGAGAUGGCUAGAAAAUUACUGGAGCAAAAGGUGAUGCAGGAGAAAAAGGAGCGGGAACAGGCCGAGGAGAAAAAGCGCCUGGAGAAAGAGCGAAUCGCCAAAGAGGAGGCGAUAAAACGGGCCGCUGCCGCCGCCGCCGCUGCUGCUGCCGCCGAGAAGGAAGCUAAGGAAGCUGCUGCUAAGAAGACCGCCGAUAUCCCUAUGCCCAAGAAGGUCGAGCCCUCACCGAAGAAGAUACCAGUCUCUGCUCUUCCAGUGUCCAGGCACAGAUUCUCUCGCAGUUUAUCCCGCACGCCAUCACCAUUUAAGAAAACGGAGGACUUUAUCAUAGAAAAAAAUAAACAAAGACUUUUAGAAAUGGAGAAAAUGUUAACUCCCAAGGUGAGCGAAGUCACAGUUGCGACAACCGAAACUUUCCCUUUGAAGAAGGAUGAGAAAAUUUCAGCCAAACUUGCUACAAAGCCCGCUGUUGAAGAAAAGAAGAGCAGUUCGCAAAAAACAAAUGAUGUUUCGUCAAAGAAAGUUGUGGAAAGCAGCAAGAAAUCCAAGCGUGACAAACGUGACGUUUCUACGGAUUCUGAUGAUAGCGAUAAUGACAAGAAAAAAUCUAAAAAGGUUGAAAAGACGAGAAAGUCUAGAAAAACUUCUACGGAUGAUGACAAGUCAGAUAAGAGCAGGGCAGAAUCAAGUUCAGCAUCGGAAGAUGAAAAGAAGACUGUAGAUAAACAUAAGAAAAAUAGAGAUUCGAGCCGAUCAGCUUCCACAGACAUUCGAUCAAAGGAUCGUGUAAAGGAUACUAAAAAACGUGAAACGAGUGAAAAUGACAAGAAACGGAUAAAAGAUAAAGAAGAAGACAAAGAUACCAAAAAAUCUCGAAAGUCCCGAAGAACAUCAUCUUCACCAGAGGACGAACAGAGACCUAAGAAAAUUAGCAAACAAGACGAUGAAAAGGAGAAAGAUAAGGAAAAAGAGAAAGAAAAAGAAAAAGAAAAAUCCCGAUCUAGAAAGGCUAAGAGAGACUCUAGCUCAGAGGACGAGCCGAAAAAAUCUCGCAAACGAAAAGAAAGUUCUUCUGAAGACGAGCGUCCCAGAGGCAAAAAACCAAGGAAAGACUCUAGCAGUGAAGAUGAAGUUAAAUCAGCCAAGGCAAAGAAGUCAAAGCGAGAUUCCAGUACAGAUGAGGAGACUGAAAAAGAGAAAGAAGUGAAGAAAAAGAAGAAGAAUGAUGACAGCAGCGACGAGGAAAAGGUUAAGAAGAAAAGGAAAAAGAAGACCAAAACAAGUACAAGUGAAUCGGAGGAAAGUGAAGUGGAAGAAAGGAAAAAGAAGAAAGACAAAAAGCAUAAGAAACACAAAAAACACAAGAAGCAUAGAAAACAUAAGAAAAAAAAGGUAGCGGAUUCAGAAGAAUCUGAUGCAAGUGAAGCAAACACUGAAGAAAUUGAAAAAAAACUUCGAGAAAAAGCUUUGAAAUCAAUGAAAAAAGGACACAGUGCUGAACGAAGUGACUAAAAUUUAAAAACCUAUUAUUAAAGAUUGUAUAAAAUUCGAAUCAAUUGGAAUAUGUAAUUUAAAGUUACAUAACCGUAAUAAAUAUACUUUGAUAUCUAUUAAUGAGCAUGACAGAUAUGCAAAGUUUCAUGGCUUUGUACAGAACAAUUGUAGAUUCUUGGGUAUUUUAUGCUACAGCAUCAAGCUCUUAAGCAUAAACUACGUUUUCUUUUAUUUCAGUAACUACUUUCAACUACAUGUACAAGUAAAUGCUUUUACUGAGUAGUUAACGAAUAAAACUGAUAUCUUAGCUAUUUAUUUUAUUUGAUCCGUGUUCACCAGUCCUGGGUUAUUUCGUUUACUUUCAAUAAUAGUAAGAGCAUUUUCGCUUUUAUAACUAGACAACUUGAAACCUUUCCUUAUAUGUAAUUUUUUAAUUGUUAUAAUAAAAGGUGGUAAACAGUUAGA
Molecule: messenger RNA, 5015 nt
Organism: Copidosoma floridanum
Lineage: Eukaryota; Metazoa; Arthropoda; Insecta; Hymenoptera; Encyrtidae
Gene: Srrm1
Product: Serine-arginine repetitive matrix 1
Biological process (GO): regulation of mRNA splicing, via spliceosome
Cellular component (GO): spliceosomal complex
Molecular function (GO): RNA binding
Source: RefSeq, a predicted model, not a curated record